Molecule: messenger RNA, 1893 nt
Organism: Schizophyllum commune H4-8
Lineage: Eukaryota; Fungi; Basidiomycota; Agaricomycetes; Agaricales; Schizophyllaceae
Product: Actin/actin-like protein
Exons: 9
Coding region: 142-1494 (450 amino acids)
Biological process (GO): regulation of transcription by RNA polymerase II
Cellular component (GO): SWI/SNF complex; NuA4 histone acetyltransferase complex
Molecular function (GO): chromatin binding
Source: RefSeq, a predicted model, not a curated record
GGCCCGAGCAGGCGUGAUUUCUAUUAUACCCGAAAAGGGAACUAUUGUCCCACGGGCCACGCGAUCGGCCCGCACUACGGACGCGCUCUUGUUCUCCGCGUUCAUCACUCCAACCAUAGUUGGAAGUACUCGUCCCCAACGAUGGUCAAUUACGGCGGAGAUGAGGUAUCUGCCCUCGUCCUGGACCCCGGCUCCUCGUCCGUUCGUGCUGGGUAUGCGGGGGAUGACACCCCUCGCGCCAUCAUCCCCUCCGACGUCGGUCACCGGCUCUCUGCAAUCAAUGACGACGCGACUCUAGAAGAUGUUCCCAUGGCUGACGCGUCCGACGCGGGGGCGACGCUCGCCGAGAAGGAACGCGCCAUUGCGAAGAGGAAGGCCGUUCUCAGCCGCCUGUUCGUCAAUCAGAUCGGCCCGUCGAUGUACAGGGAUGGGAUGGAGGUGACGAACCCGAUGAAGGAUGGCAUGGUGAAGGACUGGGAGACGUUCUCUGGCCUCGUCACGAAUGCGUUCCCCGACAUCAUGCGCGUGAAUUUGACGGAGCACCCAGUACUUGCCACAGAACCGCCCUGGAACAGCCCCGCGAACCGCGAGCGGAUGGCGGAGAUAUUCUUUGAGGAGCACCAGGUCCCCGCCUUCUAUAUUGCCAACACUGGCGUCUUGAACUCCUUCGCGGCGGGAAAAGGCUCCGCUCUUGUAGUUGACAUCGGCAGCAAGAUGGCGAGCGUCACACCCGUGGUUGAUGGGUUCGUGCUACGGAAAGGCCUCAACUACUCAAGUAUACCCGACUACGUCCACCGCCUCGCACACGACGUCCUCGUCAUGCCCUCACAACAUCGCAAGGGCAUCGACCUCCUCCCCCAAGCCUUUAUCUCCAACAAGCAGCCCGUCGAGCCCAACGCAGACCCACGGUUCACCCUCCGGCAAGACCUCUUCGAAAAGUCGACGAAGACGUACAGGGACUGGGCAGAAGCGCGGGAGGUCGAUGAGUGGUUGCAGAGCGUGGGCGGCGUGUUGGAGACGGGGUGGAAUGAUCAGGUCGCGAUACGACACGGGUCGAAGCAGUACGAGUUCGCUACUGGUUAUAGCACGUACUUCGGUCCGGAGCGGUAUAUCAUUGGCGAGCAGUUCUUCAACACGAAUGUCGGGCAAAACUGGGUCCGCCCACCAGGGCCGAUACCCAAGACGCUCAUGCACAUGCUGGACGCGGCGCUGAAAGCCUGCGAUCCUGAGUUGCGGCAAAUCCUGAUGAGCAACGUCGUCGUGACCGGCGGCGGUUCGCUGCUCACCGGGCUCACGGAACGUCUGGCGCAUGAGCUCAAAAAUCACUACCCAUACGCCAAAAUACAUGCGCCAGGUAACCCUAUUGAAAGACGAUAUGGUGGGUGGCUAGGAGGAAGCAUCCUGGGAAGUCUGGGCAGCUUCCACCAGUUGUGGAUUAGCAAGGAGGAGUGGGAGGAGCACGGGAAGGCGAUCGUCGGACAAAGAUGCAAGUAGGCUCAGUGUAAUCAUCCUGUCUGUAUGCUUUGCGAUGCUCUUGAUAUACGGUAUUUGACUGGGUCAAUUUGGAUAUGGCGCGCUUCGGUGAGUCAUGCUGGCUCGCUUUGUACUGACAUGAUUGCGCAGGUCAAAGUGCGAAAGGGAUCCAGAUAGAAAGCUCGUAUCAUGAAGGAAGUACGACCAGAAGGUUAAGACGCAUCGACAACCUUCACCUCGGUGACCGUGUCGUGGUCGGUGGCGGUCUUGCCCUUGACAUCGGUCACAGCGAGUUUCUUCAUCGCGGCGUCGAGGUCGCCGGACUCCUUCGCUGGGCCCUCCUGCGCAUCCUCGAAGUGAUCGUCUUCUGACUCAUCCUCGCUAUCCUUCUCGCUCCCCUCGCUCACGCCCUCCUCGUCG